Schistosoma intercalatum is the source of this 4260-nucleotide messenger RNA. Lineage: Eukaryota; Metazoa; Platyhelminthes; Trematoda; Strigeidida; Schistosomatidae. The record is from the annotation of a GenBank genome assembly.
AUUGGACUUUCAGUUGUGUUCUCGUGAUUAUUAGUGCCUUGUCGUUACCGCAGAUUACGUACCAUUUCUAGUAUUUGGACCGUAUCUAAGGCUACGUAGUCCUGUCGGAUGUUCAGUUUCAGUUACCCAAGCGAAUAUUGGUGCAGUUAUCUAACGAAAUGGGAUCUUAUAUUGAUGAGGAUACUGGUGAUAAUUCAAACAUCCCUGAAAUAACACUACAGUCGGACACUUCUAUGAGUGAACAACAAAAUGCUCGUAUGUAUCUUUUCCCUGUUUAUUCAAGUUGCUAUUACUGCGAUUUGUGUUUCAUAAUAUUUUGCUCUCGUUUUAAUGGUGUGAUCGGCAAAAAUUUUGUCAACAUGUGCCUAACUUCACUAAAAUUUUCACAACAUUGUCAUAGAUUUUAUAUGACUCACAUAAAAGUACAUCUCUAUUGGCACACGUAUCCAUUCGACUCCAAAGGUCUCGAUCACAGUAGUUUUUAAUGUAUUUGAAAAUACUUCGUGCUUUGAAAAAUCAUGUUUGCUAAUGAUAUUUUUUUAACGAGUGAUUUGGCGUUUGGAUUGUGAUCGCACAACCUUCCUUCAUUUGUUUAGUUAUUCUAUGGCAACGAGCAUUCAAGAAGGUUAAGUCAAUAGACCUGGACUCAUGGAGCAAUCUACCAUGGGAUAAAUGUCCUGUUCGAUGCGCCCUCAGACACCGGUAUAGCGCAAUCAAGAAGAAAUGGGUUGUGGAUGAAGUGCAGAUCAAAAUGGAAUCAGAACCGUUCGACCGUGGAGCAAUGCGGGAAUGCUUUAGAAUGUACGUUUAUAUUUAGUGUUUGCACUCUUAUGUCUACACGUUCCGUACUUUCACCUAUUUUUAUUCGUACUACUGAACAUAGUCUAACAAAACGCAAUCUUCUAUUUCACCAUCAAAACUGACUGCUUUCUCAAUAACUUCUGUAGGAAAAAACAGAGUCAGAGAGCAUCAGGUACUAAUGACUGGCACUAUACGUCAAAUUAUGUGGCCAAGCGAUACAUAGCCCCUACAGACAAACAGAUAUACUUUGACGAUGUACGUCUACAAAUGGAAGCAAAGUUAUGGGGUGAAGCUUUCAAUCGCCAUAAUCCUCCCAAAAAGGUACGUUUUUCAUUUCUUCAGAAUAUCUGAACACAUUUAAUAUUUGUAUUUAAUUAGUUCCUAGUCUGAUUAUUUAUUUUCCGUUUACGAAGAUGAUAGUAAUUACUGACUUCGCUCAAAGCAUGUUCUCCAACAUCCUCUUUAUGUAGCUCUUUCCAAAAUAUUUCAUUUUCUCAUGUAUUAUGACGGACUUUUUAUUCGUUUUAUAAGUACGAAAGCCACUUAUUUGAGAUUUGCACCAUCCGCGAUAUUCUGAUUACUGACUAUAUUUCAUCAGGUACACAGAAUCCCUGUUGUCUAUUGGUGAUAACUUGAACUAUAGUAAGUCGCAUAUGUAUCUGAUGCCCCCUUGUGCCAAUAUUUCUAUGUUCAAAUAAAUAAAUAAGUUAUCUAUCUAAUAAAGAACUAUAUUGCUCGGUAGUUCCCUCUGGGUAUUUUUCGAUUAUGCGACUUGUCCAUUAAGAACGGGAAAUAUCGUAGGUACUACAUUGUAUUUGUUUUCAAAGGAUUACUGGAAUUCGGUGAAAUCGUGUCUCCGUCUUUGGUACUGCAAUAAUUUCUACCACGUUUUUUUAUUUAUUCCUGUGCUCUUACAAAUCGUAACAACAUGGAUCGCUAAACUUAUACUGAGUUCUACGUUGAUAUAACUCGCUAUCAGUAAAUUUAUAUUUGAUUUCAAAGGUGGAUAUCUUCCAGCUGUCUAUUCUCGAAUUGUCUCCUGACAGUUCUGUUGGUAGUGAUCAAUUAGAUUUUUCACCAGUAUUUUUUCAUAUUGAACGCUUUAUGGAAGGAGAAUAUCGUAAAUACAACUCAAAUUCUGGCUUCGUUGAUGAGUGCUUACGUAAUACCCCACAGACCUUUAGCCACUUCACAUUUGAACGUUCUGGUCACCGAUUGUUAGUAGUAGAUAUCCAAGGUGUUGGAGACUUGUACACUGAUCCUCAAAUUCAUACAUCAGAUGGAGUGGGCUACAAUGACGGCAAUCUAGGUACGCGGGGUAUGGCUUUAUUCUUUCAUAGCCAUAGAUGUAAUCCUUUAUGUAAAUGGCUAGGAUUGGCCCAAUUUGACUUGGCACUCUCUGAAUUAGAUGAGCCAAUGCAGUGUCAACAAACUGACCAAAUUCCACCUAACCCCUCAGAAAAAGAAGUCAAUCAAAUUGACCUGAGUAUAUAUGGGAUGUUUCGCAAAUCGAAAUUUCGUCGACGCACAAUCAGUCUAAAUAAUCAGAUGUCCUGUAAAUCUCCGUCUCACUUAUAUGGUCCGACAGUUGUUCGUUCAUCUGAGAGCAUGCUCAUGUCGGCACUUUCUGAAACUCGUCGUCGUUGUGCUAGUGUCUCACUUUGUGAUCAUCCUAAAUCUGUGGGACAAAGUUCGGAUUGCGUAUCAUCUUUCCAUUCAGUAGGUGACGGUCUUUCGUUCGACAGCUCUGACUCUCUGAAGCUUCGUGAAACAUGCCUAAAUCCCCCUUUCCAGCUAUCAAGCCGCCAACUUUCACCUGAUUUAAAUAUAUCUGGUCACGGACAGAGUUGUCCACAACCAAUGCAAAAUUUCAGUUCGGUUGUCCCCAAGCAACCGGAUUCGAGAAAUCGUGCAGCAUCUGGUGACUCAGGAUAUGUUGGACGAAUUAAUUUAAUCCAACCUUGUUCCGACCUACGUGCUAGUAGAUCUCACGAAAUCGCUUCUGGAUUCGAUCAAAACUGUAUGGAUUUUUGUGGUGAUUCUACCUCAGUUGAUUUACCAGUACGUAUAUCUCAAUCUAAUGUCCUGGGUAUGCGGUCCUUAGAAUCUCAUCCAUUAGUGGAUGAAGCCUUUCCUACGGGAUCAAAUUAUUCAAUUUCCAAUCGUGGUAUCUUUAUUUCCAAAAGACAGCGUAAUAUCAGUGAAUCUAGUGAUGUAGAUGCAGAAGAAUGUCAUCGCGUGCCAGGAAAUUUGUUGUAUCAACUAAUGCAUGAAAAUCACAAACCCAGUUGUGCCGAUCAUCCUACAAACUUGGAUCAAGAAAUUGGCCAUUCCAUUCUUGGGCAAAUACAUCAUGAACUUGCUAGACUUCAUGAAGCUGGACGUUUCAUUCCAAAUAAAGGUCAAUGGUCACAUGUAGGAUUAAGAGGUGAAGGGAUUUUCAACAAGGACUCUUGGGAAGUUAGUGAGCUCGAAGAAUCACAUAACGAAGCAAAUAAUGACCCAGUAACUUUGAUCGAUUGGUCAGCCGUCCUAUUCCAUGAAAGUCACGCUGCUCAGCUAGGCUGUCUGGAAGCCAUGAUAGUCAUGGCACAUUAUUAUCUUGGUUUACCAACUCAGCUGCUACUGGAGUGCCCAAUAAAACCGGAUCCAAGUGAUAUACGUAUUGGUAUCGAUCAUCUUUGGCGUGCUGCAGAAGGUGGUGAUCGUCGAUGCAUGAUCCUACUCGCUCGCUAUCUAGAUUUGUCAGUUAAUUUCCUAAAUCCAGGACAUCAACUCAACUUCAUAACAAAUUCGCGUGACAUAUUUAUGCUUCCUGCCUUACAAUCGUUUCUUAACAACGAUAGUCAUUCAUUACUUCCCUCCAUAUCCCCUGAUUCUUGGUUCGAAGCUAUAGGGUGGUAUAAACGAGCAGUCGAUAGCGCGGUAGGUUCAUCCGCUUCCAGUGAUGGAUGUACAGAUGAAGGUUUAGAUGCUGAAGGUCACUAUGAUGCUGCUGAAGAUUUGUUGCCUGUUUAUCGUAUCUUGGCUCGUAUGGCUGAAAUGUAUUCUGUCGGUGGCUUCGGUCUCAAGCAAAAUUUUUCUUUAGCUGGAGAUCUAUUCACUCAAGCUGCAGAAAUUGCGUCUGGUUCACUACAGGGUCGUCUGGCUGUAAGAUAUUUUGAGUUAGCAGAUGAAGCAUACUCAUCAAGUGAACAAAUCACAAACUGAUAGGAAGUAUAUUUUGACUUCAUAGGUGUCAAAAGGCAUGAUUUAACAUUCUCUAUCCCUGGUGUGCUGUUUAUACAGUUAUAAACAUCAGUACUUGUAUUAUUUUUUACUCUUGUUCGUGUAAUGUAUUUCUUACGAUCCAUAACACUAGUUUUGGCACUAUAUUGCAGUUCUUUCUAUCUUACAGUCAUCCGAUUGUACUACUUUUGUUUUGCUUGUUAUAUUUCAAUACACAUUUUUCAUUUAUAU